UUCCCCACGAAACCAACAGUAUACGUGUCAUUGUCAUCCCAUUACGUUUUCUUCGUGGCGUAGUUUUCUUGUUUUCUUUGGGGAGAAGACAACUCCGUAGACCCAAACACCUCCUUACUAUAUAUACAUACCCAAAGCCCUACAAAGACACAAAAACUGCCAGGUAUCAGAGGCUUGUUUAGAUAGAGAGAGAGAGAGAUACGCGGCUCACGGCUACGCGUGGAGUUUGUGCAUGUUCUUCCUUUUCUGAUUCUCACCGUUAAUAUCGCUCUUACCUUUGAACAAUUCCUCUGAUUUUCCCAUCAAAUUUUAGGGUUAGGGUUUCUUUUUCUUGGCGGCUUACCUGGAACGCUUUUCGACUGGUAUCUGAAAGGUUUCUAAGCUAAAUGGAGUCUACUAAAGUGAUCAAGGUGAAGUAUGGAGAAACACUUAGGCGCUUCAAUGCCCGCAUUGUUGAUGGAGAACUUGAUUUGGACAUGGAUAGAUUGAGAGAGAAGGUCCUUGGUUUCUUCAAUUUUACUCCUGAUAGUGAUCUAACACUUACAUAUAUUGAUGAAGAUGGUGAUAUGGUAACCCUUGCUGAUGAAGAAGAUCUGUGCGAUGUGAUGAGGCAGUCCCUGAAUCCCUUGAGGAUAACUGUGAAGUUGAACACUGAAACGAGUGGUAGAUCUUAUGCUAGAUCAAGUGGAAGUUCUACGCCCAUGAGAUCACCUCGAGUCCUGCAUCCUAUACAAAACUUGAACACAGGUGUUUCUGAAAUCUUGAGAUCUGUGCCGGAGCCUUUCCGCGAAGCAAUCUCAAAUAUGUCAAUUAACUUGGCAUCUAAAGCUACAUCCACUGCACCAGGCAUUGCUGAGCUUGUUGACAGUUUAUCAAAGAUGGGAUUGUCCUACCUGAAUCCUGUUUCUGAGUUUCAGACUGGUGCUGAAUCUAGCACACAGAUUCAGGCUUCGAAAGGUCCUGUUGCUUCAAAGGUUGAUGGGGUCACAUCAGAGGUGUUGCCAAGUGCUAAAGCCGAGGCGCCAACUUUGGCAAAUAAUCAGGUGUUGCCCAAUACUAAAUCUCAACAGCCAACUGUGGAAAACAAUAAGGUGGAAGUUGAAAACACAGCCAGAGGUGUGGAGGCAGCAGUUAUGCAGACCCCUAGUGUGGACCCUACACCAUCCACUGGUUACUUGAAUCUUAAUGGUGGCCUCCCUGGGGAUAAUUAUCUGUUUGGAAGUGCAUCUUCAAAUCCUGCACCUGACACAUUUCCUGUUGCUGCUGGUAACAACAUGGAGGAGGUCCUUUAUGUUCCUUCUGGAAACAACAAGUUGAAGGUCAAAAAGCUAGCUGAAUUUCAUUCAAAUGGGAAGUCUGAUGCUCUUGCCUUUGAGAAUGGUAUGCCGGGUGCUACUAAAGCUCCUGCUGGUGACAAAAAUAAUGAGAUUAAUAAGUCUAAUGAAGGUCGUCUUGGACAAAAGUUUGCUGGUUCCUAUCAUGAUUUUCCGAAGCAUUCAAGCAGAGAUUCCCUGAACAAAGAUUUGCGUGGCGGUGUGAACAUCAAAUGUGGUAGUGAUUUUGGGAACUCUUCUACAUCACGUGCUGGUCAGAAUCCUAUGAAUGAGUGCCCUUUUUCAGGGAUGCCUUUAGCAAGUGACUUGUUUCUGCCUCCCUCUCAAUCUGAUCCUCGUAUGGUCUCGUUUAAAAGGAGGUAUAACCAUAGUGAUGGCAUGGGCAUCAUUUUUCACAGAGGUGUUCGUUGUGAUGGUUGUGGGGUUCAUCCAAUAACCGGACCUCGGUUCAAGUCCAAAGUAAAGGAGGAUUACGAUCUGUGCAGCAUCUGCUUUGCAGAAAUGGGAAAUGGUGUCGAUUACAUCAGAAUGGACCGUCCUAUGACUUACGGGCAUCCCUUUUCUUUCAAGGGGUUGUAUGAUCACCCUUUGCAUCAUUCUCGGGUGCGUCCUCCGACCAUACCACAGGUAUUGCGAGGUUGUGGAAUGAAACAAAAUCGCCCUAAGCUUGACAGUCGCUUCAUUCAGGAUGUGAAUGUCUUUGAUGGUACAAUCAUGUCCCCAUCAACCCCAUUUACCAAGAUUUGGCGGAUGAGGAACAAUGGCACUAUCAUGUGGCCUGAGGGAACACAACUCGUUUGGAUUGGGGGAGAUAGAUUAAGCAAUACAUUUUCUCUUCAGAUUACUGCAGAUGGUUUGCCUGUGGACAUGGAGCUUGACAUUGCAGUUGAUUUUACUGCUCCCCAAUUUCCUGGUCGGUACAUCUCAUACUGGAGGAUGGCCUCACCAUCCGGCCAAAAGUUUGGGCAACGUGUUUGGGUUCUCAUCCAGGUUGAUGCUUCAUUGAAGGAUUCCACCUGUGAAAGCUUUCAAGGCUUGAACCUAAAUUUGCCUCCUGUGGGCAACGGUGCCACAGGCCCUGAAAUUGUAAGUGUGAAUGUUGAGCCCAAGGCUGAGGACAACCUUCCUGAGCCCGUAAACUCUAAUAACAGGGUCACAGAAUUAGUGGUGCCAAUAGUUAAUGCAAACCCAAAUAAAGAACAGGAGCUGAAUUUCCCAAUCAAUGAUACUUUACUGGUUGGUGGUGGUAUACCAAGCCCGGUUCAUCCUCAGCCUUCAUCGUCUGUUUCGUAUCCCAUUAUUGAUCUUUCUGAAGCACCAGUUGUGCCUUUGUCUGCACCAUCCCCUGCUAAAGAUGCACAGGCGUCUGCUCCAAUGGCUGGUGAAAACAAUGUUGAGCAGACACUCCUUAGGGAACUCGAGGAGAUGGGUUUCAGGCAGGUUGAUUUGAACAAGGAGGUAUUGAGGGCAAAUGAGUAUGAUUUGGAGCAGUCAGUGGACGAUCUUUGUGGUGCUUCUGAAUGGGAUCCUAUCCUCGAGGAGUUGCAGGAGAUGGGGUUCUUUGACAAGGAGAUGAACAAGAAGCUGCUGAAGAAGAACAAUGGGAGUAUCAAACGUGUGGUCAUGGAUCUUAUUGCUGGAGAGAAGGCAUAGUUUAAGAAUCUUAUAGUAGCUAUAUGGAUAGUAUAUGCUCUAAAUAAAUGCAGUGUAGCAUUAAACUUUAUAAAGUCGUUUUGGUUUUCUGAAGUUCCUUGGGCGUACUUUAGCUUAUCUAUGUUGCGAAACCAGUGAAGCGUUAGUGCUUCGAACUUGUUCAGUGUCUUUGUUUACAUAUUUAAGUUAAUGGCCUUAGUAUGCCGUAGACUGCUGAUAUUGGCUCUUAUCUUAUCCCUGUUCCUAUAUUUACUAGUUAUCUUUGUUAUUCUGUGUAUU
This is a messenger RNA of Ilex paraguariensis (yerba mate), 3266 nucleotides long. NCBI's taxonomy places the organism in Eukaryota, Viridiplantae, Streptophyta, Magnoliopsida, Aquifoliales, Aquifoliaceae. The record is from the annotation of a GenBank genome assembly.